Messenger RNA from Sinocyclocheilus rhinocerous, 4066 nucleotides. RefSeq names its product gastrula zinc finger protein XlCGF57.1-like. Gene Ontology annotation, biological process: regulation of transcription by RNA polymerase II. Lineage: Eukaryota; Metazoa; Chordata; Actinopteri; Cypriniformes; Cyprinidae. The record is from RefSeq and is a predicted model, not a curated record. Gene Ontology annotation, molecular function: DNA-binding transcription factor activity; RNA polymerase II cis-regulatory region sequence-specific DNA binding. The transcript is spliced from 3 exons. Bases 140 to 1639 code for a protein of 499 amino acids.
UUUUAUUUUGGCGCGGUGAUGUGACGUCAUGAGGAUGCGCCGCGCUCCUGCAUCUGUUUGUGAUUCGACUCAAGAAAGAACUGAGUGUCCAAAAAACUCCUGCUGAAGCGACUGAGAGCCACGUGACACUCUUAUAAAGAUGGCGUUUGUUAAAGAGCAGAGUGAAGACUUCAGGAUUGAAGAAGUAUUCAGUCUGAAGCAAGAUACUGAGGAACAAACAGACGUAGCGUUGAAAAAAGAGAAAGAAGUACUCAAUGACAUUGAAGAGAAAGAUCAAUACGAGAAUCUGCAUGAUUUCACAGCUGGAAAAAAAUAUUUUAGGUGUUCACAGACUGAAAAGAUUUCCACACGAAAAAAAGCUCAAAAGACUAAACAAACUAGAAGUGAUUUCACUUGCCUUCGGUCUGGAAAGAGUUAUAAUCAACAAGGAAGCCUUAAAGUCCACAUUGGGGAGACCCCUUUCAGUUGCCAACACUGUGGAAAAAGUUUCCCUUAUAAAGUAAGUCUUGACAGGCAUAUAAAAAUUCACACUGGAGAAAAGCCAUACACCUGCCAACAAUGUGGAAAAAGUUUCCGUCAUCAAGGAAACCUUAGCCACCACAUGAGAAUUCACACUGGAGAAAAGCCUUACACCUGCAAACAGUGUGGAAAAAGUUUCAGUCAACAAGGAAGCCUUAGCCACCACAUGAGAAUUCACACUGGAGAGAAGCCUUACACCUGCCAACAGUGUGGAAAAAGUUUUGCUCAACAUUGGAACCUUGAAGAUCACAUGAGAAUACACACUGGAGAGAGUCCCUUCACUUGCCAACAUUGUGGAAAAAGUUUCUGUCAUCAAGGAAGCCUUAGCCACCACAUGAUAAUUCACACUGGAGAGAAGCCUUACACCUGCCAACACUGUGGAAAAAGUUUUGCUCAACAUGGAAACCUUAAAAUCCACAUGAGAAUUCACACUGGAGAGAGUCCCUACACUUGCCAACUGUGUGGAAAAAGUUUCAGUCAUCAAGGAAGCCUUAGCCACCACAUGAGAAAUCACACUGGAGAGAAGCCUUACACCUGCAAACAGUGUGGAAAGAGUUUCACUCAUAAAGGAAGCUUUGACAGGCACAUACGAAUUCACACUGGAGAGAAGCCUUUCACCUGCCAACAGUGUGGAAAAAGUUUUGCUCAACAUUGGAACCUUAAAGUCCACAUGAGAAUACACAAUGGAGAGAGUGCCUUCACUUGCCAACACUGUGGAAAAAGUUUCAGUCAUCAAGGAAGCCUUAGCCACCAUAUGAGAAUUCACACUGGAGAGAAGCCUUACACCUGCCAACAGUGUGGACAAAGUUUCACUCAUAAAGGAAGCCUUAACUGUCACAUGACUGUUCACACUGGAGAGAAGCUUUACACAUGCCCUCGGUGUGGAAAGAGUUUCCAUCAGCAUGGAAACCUUAACACCCACAUCAGAAUUCACACUGGAGAGAAGCCUUACACCUGCCAACAGUGUGGAAAAAGUUUCACUCAUAAAGGAAGCCUUAACUGGCACAUGAGAAUUCACACUGAAGAAAAGCCUUGCAACUGCCAACACUGUGGAAAAAGUUUCACUUUUAAAGUAAGUCUUGACAGGCAUAUAAAAAUUCACACUGGAGAAAAGCCUUAGACCUGCCAGCAGUGUGGUGAGUUUUGCUCAAUGUGUAAACCUUGAUGUCCACAUGAGAAUACACAAUGGAGAGAGUCCCUUCACCUGCCAACACUGUGUAAAAAGUUUCAGUCAUAAAGGAAGCUUUAACGUCCACAUGAGAAUACACAAUGGAGAGAGUCCCUUCACCUGCCAACACUGUGGAAAAAGUUUCAGUCAUAAAGGAAGCUUUAACGUCCACAUGAGAAUUCACACUGGAGAAAAGCCUUACACCUGCCAACGCUGUGGAAAAAGUUUUACUUGACGUGGAAACCUUAAAGUCCACAUGAGAAUGCACAACUGGAGAGAGUCCCUUAACUUGCCAACAGUGUGGAAAAAGUUUCAGUCAUAAAGGAAGCCUUAACUUGCACAUGAAUGUUCACACCAGAGAAAAGUCUUACUCAUGCCAACAAAGUGUAGAUCUAGUUUCACUCAAAAAAGAAACUUAAACAGGCACACAUGAAUUCACACAGAAUAGAAGCCUUACACUUGCCAACAGCAUUUAGAGAGUUUUACUCAACAUGGAAACCUUAGAGUCCACAUGAGAAUUCACACCGCAAUAAAACUCUUACACCUGCCCCCUGCAAAGCGAGUAGAAUUGUCAAAGAUGGAUCAAUACCAACUGUUUGUCCAACUUCGUAUUCAGAACAUGUAAGUACAGCACGUUAUAUUUUGUGAAUGUGCUUGUUAGCACGCUGUAUGGUUAAUGUGGCUUAAGUUACCACUGUCUCUGACUGUAUUCAUGAAGAUCAGAGCUAUGUCGUUAGUUUUAGUUUUAAGAAGUAAUACAAUUGUGCUUCUGAAUUUUACAGGCAGUGAGCAUUUUGGGGUUAAAAAUCACAAGCUCCGUCUCUUGUGAAUACAGUAAGAGACAAUGGCAACUUUAGAUGUCAUUGCGAUGAGAGGUAUGUUUUUAUCAGCUUCUCGAAAAAGUGUUCAAAUAUGGUUAAUUGCUUACUGUUUAUGGAUUUUCUGCACAAAAUGUGUUUUGUUUGUUAACUUUUCUUUAUUAAGAGAUUAGUACUCCAAGUAUAAACAUUGUAAGAGUAUGUUUAAUCGAAACAUGAAUUCGUGUAAUGGCCGCUACUACACGUGCUGGAUGCUGAUGAGUUUCGUUAUAUGACGAUGCAUACUUAGAUAAAACUUUUACCUCUGUUUUACCGGUGUUAUGAGUUACACGUUUAUGAUUGUGUGAAGUUGUAUAUUUUUACCUUUAAUGAUCCAUGAGAGGUUUGAAUGUAUUUCCUGUUAUAUGAAUGUACAUUGUAACAGUAUGCAAUGAUUGACAGGCACGGAUGGUGUCUGUUAUACUUUGAUACAGGUAUGUAAAUGGAUCAUUAUAGUAUUUGUUUUCUUUUCCUGUAUUUUCUUUUCUCAUUAUUAUUGUAUUUGUUUCUAUAAUCGUUAUUGUAUGCUAUAACGCUCUCUUGCGCGGGAUGUCAUUGCGAUGAGAGGCACGGCUAAACCAGAUAUUCUCCUGUUACUAUCUGAUGGUGUCUGUUAUACUUUAAUACAGAAACUGAGAAGCCGAAAUAAACCACAUGACAACCACAUCAUGGUGUAAGGUCUCUUUUAUCGACACACAACGCAGAAGAUAACCCACUACAAUUGCAAAGCAGUCCAGUGUGCAAUGGUUCACACAAACAUACAAAUUUAGCUAAUUUCUUGGCACACAAUUGAAAAGAAUCCACUGCAUCCUUAGUGGCUCAGAUUCUGGGAGUUUUUGCAAUUAUUGCAGCCAAAAACAAGAGUUACAAUGUUUAAAUAGCUGAGACAUUUUAUGACUAGCUGCUCUAGCGAGGGUAUAAAGAUGGUGGACUGUGUGCGGCUCACUCAGGGUGGGAUCUGUGCUAAUAGGGCAGAGAUUGUCACCAGUGGGCGGGGAUUUUCCAUACUAUGGCGUCAUCGUAGGGAGAAAACUGGAACAGCCUGUUCUCAGACAAUGCUUCUGAUUUAUGGGGAUUAUAAAAAAGGAGUAGGUGGAUUUUUACGAUUAUAGGGUGGUUCUUUACACACACUGUGGACACAUUAAUGUUUAAACACCACGUAAAAGAAUAAUAGGUCCUCUUUAAUUAAUUUGUGUAUUUCGGUUAAUAACGGUUCUGGUUCUCACCUUAUUGAUGAGCAGGAAUUGUAUUUUGUGAGUAAAGCUGCAAAUAACGUCAGCUGCCUUCAUAAUAAUCCUCUGACACGUGCAAGUGAAAAUCACGGUGCAGCAUAAAUGAUAAAUCUGUUAGGCAGUAACCAAUGAAAAAAUUUUAUACUUGAGCACAAUUUAUUAGUAUGUACUUUGGUAUAACUAAAUGUAUUUGUGGCACGCUAUAAAUUGGUAUACCUAAAGUCUGUUAAAUUGGAACAACUAAUGUCCUAAAUGCAUUUUAGUUGUCUAAAAGCAGUGCUGAAGUUCAA